This is a messenger RNA of Mycena indigotica, 1005 nucleotides long. Its product is annotated as COP9 signalosome complex subunit 6. Lineage: Eukaryota; Fungi; Basidiomycota; Agaricomycetes; Agaricales; Mycenaceae. The coding region runs from base 25 to 1005 and encodes 326 amino acids. Gene Ontology annotation, cellular component: COP9 signalosome. Gene Ontology annotation, molecular function: metallopeptidase activity; protein binding. The record is from RefSeq and is a predicted model, not a curated record. Gene Ontology annotation, biological process: protein deneddylation. The transcript is spliced from 9 exons.
GCCACUCAAGUCAUCGACACCGCCAUGAGCGCAAUGGACACUGAUGAGCCCUCUGUGGUAUCGAGUUCUACCGCAACUGGUCUGACGCUCUCCCUUCACCCGCUCCCGAUUCUCAACAUCUCUGAGCACUUGACAAGGCUCAAACUACAAACAAAUUCCCCCUCUCCCUUUGUUCUUGGUGCGCUGCUUGGAACCCAAAAUGGGCGAGAGGUUGAGAUCGUGAAUACUUUUGAGCUUGCGGUCGAAAAUGGGGGUGAAGUCGUGGACCAUGGUUUCCUCGUUUCCCGACGUGAUCAAUACAAACAGGUGUUUCCCUCGCUGGAAUUCAUUGGGUGGUACACGGUCGCACAGCGUCCAACGUCUCGCCAUAUCGCGCUCCACGAACAAUUUACAGGGUACUGCUCGACACCGUUGCUGUUGACUCUUCAGCCUGCGAUGAGUCUUGUCGCGAGUUCUGAUGUCAACGCUCAGAAUCUGCCUUUUAAAGCAUAUGAACCCACCAUAGAACUCCGAGACAGGAAAUCGCGAUCAGUGUUCAUUGAAGUACCGUUCAGUGUGGAGACGGGUGAGGCGGAACGCAUUGCAGUCGAUUGGACAGCACGUGGCGGGGGGAGUGGAACAAGUCUCGAGUCUCAUCUUCACACUCAACGCGCCGCUGUGAAGAUGCUACACGACCGAAUCAUGGUCUUAGUCAGAUAUGUCAGCGAGCUCGUAGCUGGGCGAGCCCACAAAGAUCAUGCGACACUACGAGCACUCUCGGCCCUGAUUGCGUCUUUGCCUGCAACAGAAAACCUUGCCUUCCGUCAAGAGUUUGAAACGGAAUACGAGGAUGUCCAAUUAACAGCUUUCUUAUCCUCCUUGACUAAAUCCGCCAACAUCCUGAAUGACCUUGUCGAUAAGCACAUUGUGGUGACGAGUGGAAACCAUGAACGUGGGCCUGGUGGACCCAGACGACGCGGGAUGGGCAUGGGUAUGGGUCGCCACAGUGAAUGGGACCGCCACUAG